AUGGUGGGAAUACUACAAGUUAAUGGCCAAGGAGAAGAAAGCACAUUAAUGCAAGACUUAAAACCUUUUCGAAUUCUUAUCAGUUUGCUGGAUAAGCCUGAACUAGGCCCUGCCAUCCUAGAGGAUGUAUUGAUCGAAGUGUUUCGAACAUUGUAUACACAGUGCACAGCAGAGCUGGAGCUGCAGACAGAACCAUCUUUCAACAAAGAUCACACACAGCUAAGCAGCAAGCUGAGAGAAAACAAGAAAACAGCAGAAUUGAUUAAAACUGCCAAUCUUCUUUUCAAUUCCUUUGAGCCUUAUUAUAUGUGGGAUUACAUUGCUCGUUGGUUUGAAGAAUGUUGUAGGAGGACAUUACAUGCCAGACUUCAAACUGCACCUGCAGGUGAUAGUGAGCAAUCUGAGUUACCCCUGACAAAUUUCUGCUUAUUAGUGGAUUUCUUGUUGGAUAUUGUUUCUUUGGAGACUUACAUUGAAAUACAGACUGAACACUUGCCUCAGCUGUUGCUCAGGAUGAUUUCUGCCUUGACGAGCCAUCUCCACACUUUGCACUUGUCUGAGCUCACUGAUUCUCUCAGACUCUGCUCCAAGAUCCUUAGUAAGGUUCAGCCUCCGUUGCUGUCUGCUGGCACAGAUGGUAUCCUGCAGCUUCCCAGUGGACACAACAGCUCCAUCAAAGAAUGGGAAAAUAAAAAGGUAAGUGAUUAAGUUCUGCAUCAUCUUGGAAAAAU
Molecule: messenger RNA, 731 nt
Organism: Acanthisitta chloris (rifleman)
Lineage: Eukaryota; Metazoa; Chordata; Aves; Passeriformes; Acanthisittidae
Product: protein dopey-1-like
Exons: 5
Coding region: 1-708 (235 amino acids)
Biological process (GO): Golgi to endosome transport
Cellular component (GO): trans-Golgi network; endosome
Source: RefSeq, a predicted model, not a curated record